Syzygium oleosum is the source of this 2020-nucleotide messenger RNA. RefSeq names its product heat shock factor protein HSF8. The record is from RefSeq and is a predicted model, not a curated record. NCBI's taxonomy places the organism in Eukaryota, Viridiplantae, Streptophyta, Magnoliopsida, Myrtales, Myrtaceae. Bases 137 to 1669 code for a protein of 510 amino acids. Gene Ontology annotation, cellular component: nucleus. The transcript is spliced from 2 exons. Gene Ontology annotation, molecular function: RNA polymerase II cis-regulatory region sequence-specific DNA binding; DNA-binding transcription factor activity. Gene Ontology annotation, biological process: regulation of transcription by RNA polymerase II.
CUCUCUGUCUCUCUCUCUCUCUUUCUCUCUCUAGCUUCACGUCCGUCCAUGGCGCGCGCGCCCUAAUCCCCGCAGAACCCUAGAAAUCGGCCCUCUCGUACUCCAUCCCCCCGACCUUUUCACCUCUGCUCCGCCGAUGGACGGGACCAGCGACGACGGAGGAGGCGCCAAGCAGAACCCCCCGCCCGCGCCCGCGCCGAUGUCGAGCGCCAGCGCGCCGCCGCCGUUCCUCAGCAAGACGUACGACAUGGUGGACGACCCCGGGACGGACUCGAUCGUGUCGUGGAGCCCCACGAACAACAGCUUCGUGGUGUGGAAGCCGCCGGAGUUCGCUAGGGAUUUGCUGCCCAAGUAUUUCAAGCACAACAACUUCUCGAGCUUCGUUCGCCAGCUGAACACUUACGGUUUUCGGAAAGUUGAUCCAGAUCGCUGGGAAUUUGCGAAUGAGGGUUUUCUGAGGGGUCAGAAACACCUUCUAAAGAGUAUAAGUAGACGAAAACCUGCCCAUGGACAGGGCAGUCAACAGCCGCAGCAACCACCUGGACAGAGUUCUUCAGUAGGGGCAUGUGUAGAGGUUGGCAAGUUUGGGCUUGAGGAAGAAGUUGAGAGGCUCAAAAGGGACAAGAAUGUGCUCAUGCAAGAGCUUGUGAGGUUGAGGCAGCAGCAGCAGACCACUGACAGCCAACUGCAAACUAUGGUCCAACGACUCCAUGGGAUGGAACAGCGACAGCAGCAGAUGAUGUCAUUCCUAGCAAAAGCUGUGCAGAGCCCAGGUUUCUUUGCUCAGUUUGUACAGCAACAAAAUGAGAGCAACAGGCGCAUCUCUGAAGCGAAUAAGAAACGGAGACUAAGGCGAGAUGGCUUAUCUGAGAAUGAGCAUACUGCUGCUUCUGAUGGACAGAUUGUUAAGUACCAGCCUCCAUUAAAAGAGGCUGCUAAAGCAUUAUUCAGGCAGAUGAUGAAAGCAGAAGCUCCUCAGCGGGAGUCUUUUGAUGAUAGUCCAGAUAGUUUUCUACUCGGUGAUGGUUCAUCUUUGUCCAGUGGCAUGGACAGUAGGACAUCGAGUCGCAUCUCUGGAGUUACUCUUCAAGAGGUCCCACCAACUUCUAGCCAGCUUCCUGAGAUUCCGCCAGCUUCGGGAGUCUCAGCAAAUGAUCCCUCAUAUGCCAUUUCUGAACUACAGUGUCCUCCACAGGGUACUACUCAGGUCACUACUAACCAGUUUCCGUAUAUGGGUAUGCUCGCAGGAACACAGGAGGCUGAAGCAGUCUCCAUUAAUCAGGCAGAUACCAUUAUGCCUGGGAUCUCUCAAACACAAGACAUGGUGCUGGAGGAUAUUGCUAAUAUAUCCAGAGAUGACUACAUGGGAGCAGAUCUGCAUAAUGGUGAUUACAUGGAUCCUGGAUCAUUUGUUAAUGGGUCGAUGCCCAUAGAGAUCGAUAGCCUUUCCCCUGAUCCCGAUAUCGAUGCUUUGUUAGAGAAUUCCUCCUUCUGGGAUGAUCUUCUUGUGCAGAGCCCUAUCCCGGAGGAGGGUGAAUCAACUUCAGCAGAAGCUAAUUCGGGGGAUAACGAUGUGCAGCCGAUGGAGAAUGGAUGGGACAAAGCCGAGCACGUGCAUCAGCUUACUGAACAGAUGGGCCUCCUCACAUCUGAUAACAAGGGGAUUUGACCUUAUACAAAUUUUUACAGUCUGUUCCCACCAUGGCUCAGAACGAAAGAUUAACCGUGGGUGAGAGGGCCUCAUUUUGGCCUUCCCCAAGAGCAUAUCACGGCCUCCGAGUGUUCAUCCGUAUACCGGCCUUUUCUGAAAGUAACAGGCCCCAAACUCUGCACAUCUUUUUUAUACUGAGCUCCCGGUGGAAUAAGGGGCCAUAAGUCGGAUAGCUUUGUUAAGGGGUACCACUACUUCAGUUUAGUCGGCUCUUAGAUGGAAAGAAUAGUAAGGAUGGACUUUUGCCGAGCUAAAGCAUUAGUAUUGUAUAAUUUGUUAAUUUGUUAAGCUGGUGAAAACCCUUCUCUA